AUGGAACUACUAUCACUCCUUUUCUUUAUGUUCUUUAUCUUCUUAUAUUCUCUAUUUGAUUAUGCGACAACUCUCUCUUUUCUACACCGUCAUUUAUUUUCUAUCCUUACGAUAUUUUAUUUCCUAUUUUUGCGACAUCUUCUUCUUUGA
This is a messenger RNA of Halteromyces radiatus, 150 nucleotides long. RefSeq lists its product as uncharacterized. Bases 1 to 150 code for a protein of 49 amino acids. The transcript has a single exon. NCBI's taxonomy places the organism in Eukaryota, Fungi, Mucoromycota, Mucoromycetes, Mucorales, Cunninghamellaceae. The record is from RefSeq and is a predicted model, not a curated record.